UGCCACGCAGACGUCAUGCGGAAGCUUAGAGAAGUAAAUUGCAAUAAACGUGUAUAUUAUUGUCAACGAUGUUUGAAUCAUAAUCGUUUGGAACCACGUAAAAAUCAUAAAUGUGACUGUAUAUACGCGAACUGUACAUGCAAUAAAUGUAUAUUAGUUGAGAAAAGACGCAUGCUAAAUAUACAGCUUCAUGAACUCGAAGAAAUUGCUGAUAAUGAAAUAAAUGAUAUUGAAGAUAUCGAUGAUAAUUAUAACAAAAUUGGCAAUAAAAUUAAAGGAGGCAAGUUUAUUUUUCUUUAA
Molecule: messenger RNA, 300 nt
Organism: Dracunculus medinensis (Guinea worm)
Lineage: Eukaryota; Metazoa; Nematoda; Chromadorea; Rhabditida; Dracunculidae
Source: the annotation of a GenBank genome assembly